ACACAUUGAAAUCUUUUUUUUCCUCGCUGCAGUCAAAAAGUAAAAUAAAAAAGAAUUUUAAAAAAGUCGACAAUGGCUGACGUUGAAAUGGUAACAGCUCCUGAAAAUCCUAGAAAGCGAACAGCUUCAUCAACACAGACUAAAGAUUUUAAGAAGCAGAAAUUGACAAAUGUGAGGAAAAUUGGAGUUCCAGUAAACAGAAUUUCUCCAUUGAAAGAAAACUGGCUAAAGAUUUUCAGUCCUAUUGUUGAACAGUUAAAACUUCAAAUUCGCUUUAAUAUUAAAACCAAACAAGUUGAAAUUCGACAACCAGAAGACUCAACAUCCAGCGUUCCUACAAAUGACUCUAAUCUUCAAAAAGCUGCCGAUUUCGUUCGUGCCUUUGUGUUGGGAUUUGAAGUUGAGGAUGCUCUUGCGCUUUUACGAUUGGAAGAUUUAUUUGUUGAAACAUUUGAAAUAAAAGACGUGAAGACUCUUCGUGGAGAUCAUUUAAGUAGAGCAAUCGGCCGACUUGCUGGAAAAGGAGGAAGAACAAAAUUCACCAUCGAAAAUGUUACAAAAACUCGCAUUGUGUUAUCCGACAGUAAAAUUAAUAUUCUCGGCAGUUACAAGAAUAUCCAACUUGCCAAAAGAGCGAUCAGCAAUCUAAUCCUCGGCUCGCCGGCAUCCAAAGUUUACGGAAAUCUCAGAUCAGUUGCCAGCAAACUCUCUGAAAGUCUUUAAACUUCUCUUAAACAUUUAUGAAUUUUCUUUGAUAUCUUUAUUUAAAUUAAUUUUCUUCAAAUUUAAUUUUCAAUUUACAAAAUGAAAUAAAAUUACAAAUUUGAAAUCUUAUUUUU
This is a messenger RNA of Clunio marinus, 839 nucleotides long. Lineage: Eukaryota; Metazoa; Arthropoda; Insecta; Diptera; Chironomidae. The record is from the annotation of a GenBank genome assembly.